Molecule: messenger RNA, 240 nt
Organism: Suillus fuscotomentosus
Lineage: Eukaryota; Fungi; Basidiomycota; Agaricomycetes; Boletales; Suillaceae
Exons: 1
Coding region: 1-240 (79 amino acids)
Source: RefSeq, a predicted model, not a curated record
AUGAACAGACAAGCACGGUAUGCUCUCUGUGGUAUUGUGUAUCUGGGUAGUUAUCAUUUCUCGUGUCGAAUUUUUGAUGGGCUUAAUGUUUGGACUUAUGAUGGUAGAAACAACGACGGAGUCCCUCUUUUUGAAGCGAUGGUAUCUGAGAUUGACGGACUUGAUCUUUCUUGCUUGAAUGGUCGCGAGGCUCACGUCUACGUUUACAGCCUUCAAAAUGCUGAUCAAUUUCAGACUUAG